GAGGAGAAACAUGCGGAUUGUUUUCAACCAAACAGGAAGUGAUCUGUUUUACUUGUACACACCUCGCUUUCUGUAGCCCUCGAAAUCAAUCCAGGAAGGGUUACCGUCAGACUCAAAGUGCACCAUGGGAGGAGCAGUGCUUCCUCUGGUCAUAGGAAGUGUGGGAGUGUUGCUGCUGUUCCAGAUACUCCUCCGCCUCAGACGGGGAGCAUCCGUCCAGGGUGCGGUCGUGGUCAUCACAGGAGCCAGUUCUGGGAUUGGAAGAGAGUGUGCACGAGUCUUCCACGCUGCAGGCGCUCGGCUUGUGCUGUGUGGAAGAGACACGGCUCGCCUGCAAGAGGUGGUGCAGGAGCUUAGUGGAAACUCAGGAGACGGUCAGCGCCAGACUUUCGCUCCCAGCACUGUUGUCUUCGACCUGGCCAAAGCAGACUCUGUGGGAAAAGCUGCCGAGGAGAUCCUAAAAUGCUACGGACAUGUAGACGUCCUCAUUAAUAAUGCAGGAAUCAGUUACCGUGGCAACAUACUGGACACCCACAUGUCUGUUCAAAGAGAUGUUAUGGAAACCAAUUACUUUGGUCCCAUUUCUCUCACGCAAGCUCUCCUGCCCUCCAUGGUUCAGAGGCGCAGCGGCCACAUCGUUGUCAUCAGCAGCAUCCAGGGAAAGAUAAGCAUUCCUUACAGAUCUGCUUAUGCAGCAUCUAAGCAUGCCAUUCAGGCCUACUUUGACUGCCUCCGGGCAGAGAUAGGACACCUGGGUAUCCCAGUAACGGUGGUCAGCCCCGGGUACGUCAGAACCAACCUGUCGGUCAACGCUGUAACUGGAGAUGGAUCCACGUAUGGAGUUAUGGAUAAAACCACGGCGUCGGGUUGGGACCCCAGAGAUGUGGCACACGCGGUUCUGAAGGCCGUCCAUCUGAAGAGCAAAGACGUGGUUUUGGCCGGACCCCUGCCCACGGUGGCCAUCUAUCUCCGUACGCUGUGGCCCGCGCUCUUCUUCAAACUCAUGGCGUCGCGGGCUCGCAAAGAGGAGAAACGCAAAGACGAGUGACGCGGCAGCUAAAGGGGAUUACGUACGAGUGAGUCGGGCCAAACUGGGACUCUGGACUCUUGAGGUCAAACGGAUUUUAAGUGGACAGAGUGAGCUCUUUGGUAAUUCUUCACGCUGCUGGACCCGGUUCCGGGUCUCGCAGAAACCAGCGUGUUUUUUGCAUAAUGUGGGACUACUUUUAAAAUGUUCUGGAACUGAUCAUGUUCCAGAACAUGAUCCCGGCUGCUUCCUGCUAGAAAUGACGUCUACGUAUGACCAGAAA
This is a messenger RNA of Gambusia affinis (western mosquitofish), 1310 nucleotides long. It is a transcript of the gene dhrs7b, whose product is annotated as dehydrogenase/reductase (SDR family) member 7B. Gene Ontology annotation, cellular component: membrane. The coding region runs from base 125 to 1048 and encodes 307 amino acids. The transcript has 7 exons. The record is from RefSeq and is a predicted model, not a curated record. Lineage: Eukaryota; Metazoa; Chordata; Actinopteri; Cyprinodontiformes; Poeciliidae. Gene Ontology annotation, molecular function: oxidoreductase activity.